This is a messenger RNA of Pyrus x bretschneideri (Chinese white pear), 1746 nucleotides long. RefSeq lists its product as uncharacterized. The record is from RefSeq and is a predicted model, not a curated record. Lineage: Eukaryota; Viridiplantae; Streptophyta; Magnoliopsida; Rosales; Rosaceae.
ACCCGCAAUUACAAAUUUACAAGGCGAUACAACGAACAGACACAAUGCAGCAGCAGCACCACCACAACUCAUCCGCCGCCGCCGCCGCCGCAUCGGAUCAUGGCUCCGAGAUCCGCCGGGCCGUCUCACAUCCUCCCAUCCGUCAUCGCCCUCUCCCUUCUCUCACUCGGCUUCGUCAUCUACAAGGUGAACGACUUCGCCACUCAGACCAAGACACUGGCCGGCCACAACCUCAAGCCGACGCCGUGGCACUUCUUCCCGCCAAAAACCUUGACCGAUGAGACCCUCCACGACCGAGCGUACAAGCUCAUCCACUGUUACUACUGCCGCUACACAAGGAACGAAGUCCCUGAACGACGCCGUCCUCCGUCGUCCCGCGCGAAAGCCCCGAAAUGCCCCGAGUUCUUCCGUUGGAUCCACCACGAUCUGGAGCCCUGGGCGCGGACCCGGAUCUCCGCCGCCCAUUUGGAGACCGCCAAGCAAUACGCAGCGUGUCGCGUGGUGAUUGUUGACAGGAGGCUGUAUGUGGAUUUGUACUGGGCCUGCGUGCAGAGCCGCGCCAUGUUCACCAUUUGGGGUUUUCUGCAGCUCCUUGCCAGGUAUCCGGGUCGGGUUCCGGAUGUUGAUAUCAUGUUUGAUUGUAUGGAUAAGCCCAUCAUCAACCGGACCGAGCACCAAUCGAUGCCUUUGCCGGUUUUCCGGUACUGUACGGACGGUGAUCACUUUGAUAUCCCAUUUCCUGAUUGGUCCUUCUGGGGUUGGCCAGAGCUUAACAUUCAUCCCUGGGAAGAGCAGUUCCCAGAAAUCAAGAGGGGUUUUCAGGAAAGAAGUUGGAAAAAGAAGGAGCCUUUUGCAUAUUGGAAAGGAAAUCCAGGUGUUAGUUCCCCUGUUCGUACAGAGUUACUUAACUGCAACGACACGAAGAUGUGAAGUGCGCAGAUUAUGCGUCAGGAUUGGGAAGCGGAAGCAAGGGCUGGUUAUGAGCAGUCCAAACUAUCUAAGCAGUGUAAUCAUCAGUACAAAAUCUAUGCAGAAGGCUAUGCUUGGUCAGUCAGCUUGAAAUAUAUCGUAUCAUGUGGCUCUCUUACACUAAUAAGAACCCCGCAAUAUGAGGAUUUCUUCAGCCAUGGUCUCAUUCCUAAGAUUAAUUAUUGGCCCAUCUCCCCUAACGCUAUAUGCCCAUCCAUAAAGUCUGCUGUGGACUGGGCUCUUGAACACCAAUCUGAGGCUAAGGCAAUGGGACAAAGAGGGCAGAAUUUCAUGGAAAGCCUAAGCAUGGAUCGGGUCUAUGAUUACAUGUUUCACCUCAUAACGGAGUACUCAAAGCUGCUGGACUUCAAGCCAGACAUUCCAGCUUCUGCGAUGGAAGUAUGUACAGAAUCCUUGCUUUGUCUUGCUGACCCGAUACAGAGGGAGUGUCUUAAAAAGUCUACCGCUUACCCUUCUCCUGGCCCCCCGUGCGCUCUCCAAUCGGCUGAUAGUAGUCUCAUCAAGAGAUGGAAGCGGCGAAAACAAGAAACGAUGGACGCCGUGGAGGACAUGAAUCCGAAGGAACGGAGACGAUUAAACUAGGAUGUAUGCUGUCGUAGUGUAAUAAUCAUAAUUCUUUUAGUUUUGUAGUUUGAUGGUGUAGUCUUAGAUGGCUCCUGAAGUAAGGUUUUCAUACCCCUGUUGAGAAAUCUAUAGCAUUGCUCAUUGACACACAGCACUUGGGAGAGAACAAUAAAAAUUAAAUUUUUAGGCUAA